This is a messenger RNA of Chlamydomonas reinhardtii, 1749 nucleotides long. RefSeq lists its product as uncharacterized. The record is from RefSeq and is a predicted model, not a curated record. The transcript has 6 exons. The coding region runs from base 101 to 1024 and encodes 307 amino acids. Gene Ontology annotation, biological process: nucleotide-excision repair; regulation of DNA-templated transcription. Gene Ontology annotation, cellular component: transcription factor TFIIH holo complex; transcription factor TFIIH core complex. NCBI's taxonomy places the organism in Eukaryota, Viridiplantae, Chlorophyta, Chlorophyceae, Chlamydomonadales, Chlamydomonadaceae.
GCUUACAAGUAAUAAAUCGGGAAGCAAGUCUAUGAAUGUGUCAAUGAGCUGCACUGCACAUUAAGUUCCGCGCGCUGCUCGCGCGGCGGGCGCCGAGGCCAUGGCGGACGAGGGCGAUUUGCUGGUGGUGCUCUUCGACCUGGUGCUGCUGCGCCCGGAUAAUCCCUCGGCGGACUCCCUUGACGUGACUCCGGCCGAGAUCCUGUCUCAGCUCCUGGCUUUUGCAAAUGCCUACACCAUGCUCAGCAGCCACAACCGCCUCGCCGUGUUCGCGGGGCAACACGACUUCAGCCACCUGGUGCACCUGGGCCUGGGCGAGGACGCCAGUAACACCGAGGUCUUCCCCGCCGGCGCCCUGCACACACGACUGACGGACCUGGUCACGCAGUGCGCGGCGGCGGCGGCGGCAGGAGGCGCGGGCGCAGGGGCUGCAGCCAAUGCUGGCCAGGGCGCAGGCCCCGGCUUCGCGCUGUCGGGCGCACUGUCCCGCGCGCUGUGUCUGGUCCACCGCCUGCAGCAGCAGCAGGCGGCCGCGGGCGGGCGGCCGCGCGGGCGGCCUCGUGUGCUGGCGCUGCUGGGCUGCGGCGACACGGCGGCUCAGUACAUCCCGGUGAUGAAUGCCAUCUUCUCCGCGCAGCGCGCCCAGGUGGUGCUGGAUGCGGUGGUCGUGGCGCCGCAGGACUCGUCCUUCAUGCAGCAGGCCGCGCACCUCACAGGCGGGCUGUAUUUCCGGCCGCACCGAGGUCGCGGCCUGCUGGGUGUGCUGCUCAACCACUUCGUGUGCGACACCGCCACCCGCAAGCAGCUGGAUGAGGCUCAGGCCUUAGGGGUGGACUUCCGUGCCUCCUGCUUCUGCCACAAGUACGUCAUAGAGACUGGCUACGUGUGCAGCGUGUGCCUGUCCAUUUUCUGCCAGCCCAGCCGCUCAUGCACCACGUGCGGCACAGCGUUCGGUGCGGGCGGCAAGGCGGUGGGCGCUGGUGGGGGCGGGGGAGGGGCGGGCGCGGUGGGAGGCGGGUCGUGAGGGCGGGAGAUGGGACGCAGGGGCGUGUGGGGGUGCGGGUGUCAGGCGGUAUGCACGCAGGGGUAGGCCCACGGGCAGUGGCAAUCCGCCAGGGACGGCCAAGUGGUUGUGUUGAGGCUGCGGCUGAUGAUUAUAAAUAAACGCGUGGCGGGCGUCACGCUUUGUGUUGGAAGCAUAGCUAUGGUGUGAGAUGCAAUGGCACAAGCGGGCACAUUUUGGGAGGCUGAUGGAACGAAUGAACAAGAAAAUUAACGAAGUGUCAAGUUAGUCAUGUCGGGCUUGGCGACAAGCUACAUUAUCGGUAUGGAGUGGGUCAGAGGGCGUCACACAAGCAGAUGCAAUUGCAUAUCUGGUUGAAAGAUACCCGCCCCUGCCUCGGGUGGAGGGCCUGCCGCAGUGGAGGUGGAGGUGCAUUCGCGCCGCGUGGGGCUGCGUGGGGCUGCAUACGGCCCCUGAAUCUCGCCAACUACCCGUUUCCGGUGGGUUUUGGCAAGGCAUUUUGGGGCCCCUGGAUGGCGUGGGCGAGAACGUGGCCUUCUCGCCAGCGGCGGCGGCCUACCCCUGGAAGAUGCAAGAGGGCCUAUGCACCCUAGUGGUGAAGCCCAAUCACUGUGUAGCGCACCUGUAUCCCUGCCAUCAGUCCAUCAGUCCAUCAGUCCAUCAGUUACAUGCACGCUGCUGUUACGUACCUACCCUCACAGCCGAAGUUGUAAUGGGGAGGCUUU